This is a messenger RNA of Chondrus crispus (carragheen), 867 nucleotides long. RefSeq lists its product as hypothetical. The transcript has a single exon. The record is from RefSeq and is a predicted model, not a curated record. Gene Ontology annotation, molecular function: phosphatase activity. Bases 1 to 867 code for a protein of 288 amino acids. Lineage: Eukaryota; Rhodophyta; Florideophyceae; Gigartinales; Gigartinaceae.
AUGUCGCGCCCCCUGCCGCCGCUCAUCCCGCCAUUCCGGCUAUGCCUGAUCGAAGAGGGGGUGUACCGCGGGGGCCACCCCUCGCUGAAGAACAUGCGGUACCUACGUCGCCUCAAGCUCCGCACGGUGCUGUCGCUGGUGCCGGGGAGCACGGGCCCUUCGAGCGACCUGCGGGAGUACUGCGACGCGGAGGGGGUCACGCUCUUCUGGCACGCGGUCGACAAGUACGACGACGGCUUCUCGCACACGCCGCAACUGGUCGCCUCGCUGCUGAACAAGCUCGUCGACCCCCGCAACCACCCCAUCUUUAUCCACUGCCGCGACGGCGGCCAUAACACGGGGCUUGUGGUGAUGUGCUUGAGACGGCUACAGAACUGGAACUUGCCCACGAUUUAUGAGGAGUUUAUGCGGUAUACAAAGGCGAACGAUAUCACGUUUAAGGAGAAAAAGUUUGUCGAGGCGUUUCACGCGCCCGUGCUGAUCCCGUUGCAGAUUCCCGUGUGGCUUUGGGAUGGCGUCAGGCAUAGCAAACACCCGUCUGUGAAGCUGGAGCUCGAGGUAGAUCCCGACGCGUCCACUAGCAAGGUAGCGGGGGUGGGAGUAACAAAUGUUACGGAGAAGGAGGGUUUUGGGGAACAGAGUGUGGUGCAAGGGAAAGGGAAGGCAGGGGAGAUGUGGAAGCGUCCGAGACAGACACACAAACAAAUUGAAGUGCACGUCUCAUUGAAGUUGGGAGCGCUGGACCUCACAGGGGUAGGCUUUGCAACUUGCUGUCGUCCAGGUAUGGAUAUGACAGAUAUGGAUGGGGCAGGGGAUGUGAAGUCAAAGGGGGCACAACACAAGCAAAGCGAGAGACUCAAAGGGUGA